GUUGACUCCUCGAUUUUCUGUAGCUUUUCUUGUCGUGUUUGUGCAUUUAGUUGUAAAAAUGCCACUUAAAUUUGAAUUAUGUCCCGGCCGCAUGAUCGGAGGAAACAAUCCGUGCUUCAUUAUUGCAGAAAUCGGACAGAAUCAUCAGGGAGACAUUGAGAUUGCCAAGAAAAUGAUCAAAAUGGCAAAGGACUGUGGUGCGGACUGUGCAAAGUUUCAGAAGAGUGAGCUGGAGUAUAAAUUCAAUAAGAAAGCUCUUGAACGGCCAUACACCUCAAAACACUCCUGGGGGAAAACAUACGGAGAGCAUAAGCGACACCUGGAGUUCAGUCAUGAGCAGUACAGGGAGCUGCAGCAGUACGCUAAACAAGUGGGCAUCUUCUUCACUGCGUCUGGAAUGGACGAGAUGGCUGUAGAAUUCCUCCAUGAACUCGAUGUGCCUUUUUUCAAAGUUGGAUCUGGCGACACCAACAACUUUCCUUACCUCAAGAAAACUGCCCAAAAAGGACGCCCCAUGGUAGUGUCCAGCGGGAUGCAGUCCAUGGAAACCAUGCAGAACGUUUAUAAGAUUGUGAAGGAGCACAAUCAGAACUUUUGCAUCCUGCAGUGCACAAGUGCAUAUCCACUUGAACCUGAGGACGUCAACCUGCGGGUUAUCACGGAAUAUCAGAAAGAAUUCCCAGACAUUCCCAUCGGUUACUCGGGUCAUGAAAGUGGGAUCAACAUCACAGUCGGGGCAGUUGCUCUGGGAGCCAAAGUUGUGGAGCGGCACGUGACCCUGGAUAAGAGCUGGAAAGGCAGUGAUCAUGCAGCGUCUCUGGAACCAGAAGAGCUGGCUGAGCUGGUGAGGUCCAUCCGCAUUGUGGAGAGAGCUUUGGGCACUGGACUGAAACGCAUGCUGCCAUGUGAGGUGCCAUGCCAUGAUAAGCUCGGAAAGUCGGUGGUGGCAAAGACCUCCAUUCCAAAAGGUACAGAACUCACCCUUGACAUGCUGACAGUGAAAGUAGCUGAACCCAAGGGUGUAGCUCCAGAAGAAAUCUUCCAGCUGGUGGGGAAGAAAGUGACCACAGAUGUGGAGGAGGACGAGAGCAUUACUGAAGAUGUAGUCGACAGCUAUGGCAAAAAAGCUAAAGCUUGAGGAAAGCAUGUGAUCCUUGAUCAAACUGCAAAAAAAGGUUACAUGUUUCAGUGCCCUGAUUAAAAUCAAGUUUUGUUUUUGAGGCAAAGACAAAUUCUACAAUACAACAAAUACUGUGUAUGAAGCCAGACUUGUUUAUAUAAUGCAUUAUUUGCCAAAUACUGUUGAAUAAAUAAUGGAUUAUAAGACAAUG
Messenger RNA from Danio rerio (zebrafish), 1331 nucleotides. RefSeq names its product N-acetylneuraminic acid synthase a (gene nansa). The record is from RefSeq and is marked provisional. Gene Ontology annotation, biological process: carbohydrate biosynthetic process; N-acetylneuraminate metabolic process. Gene Ontology annotation, cellular component: extracellular region. Gene Ontology annotation, molecular function: N-acylneuraminate-9-phosphate synthase activity; transferase activity, transferring alkyl or aryl (other than methyl) groups. Lineage: Eukaryota; Metazoa; Chordata; Actinopteri; Cypriniformes; Danionidae.